Lathyrus sativus (Indian pea) is the source of this 717-nucleotide messenger RNA. Lineage: Eukaryota; Viridiplantae; Streptophyta; Magnoliopsida; Fabales; Fabaceae. The record is from the annotation of a GenBank genome assembly.
AUGGCAGAGACAGAUUCCUUGUCCUCUUCCAACGGAGAAGACGCGCCCCCCUUGCCGACAUCGGCAUCCGCAUCACUGUCGUCGAUUGCAGAGAAUUUUCAGCGUUCUGCAAUUGAAUCUGCUCGUACUAUGCAACACAGUUCUUCCACCCAUUUUCAUACCUUUCAGAAGUUUUUACCAGAAGCAGUGUCGCAGUAUAGAACUUAUGAAGACGCUUUCUUCAGUAAAAUUAAAGAUGGCUUGAUGGUAGCACGGGAGAAUCCAGCUUUAGGUGUUGGUUUUGCUGUUUCUGCUGCCUUUCUUGUUAUGAGAGCUCCAAGAAGAUUUCUGUUUCGUCAAACAUUGGGUCGAUUUCAGAGUGAGGAGGCACGAUAUGCAAGUGCCGAGAAGAAUGUGAAGGACUUGAACCUCUCAGUAAAUUUACUGAGGAAAGAGAGCAUAAAAUUGCUUCAAAGGACAGCUCUGGCUGAAAAGGAAAUGAAAUAUGGGCAUGACGAACUGAUGAACACUGGAGCCCAAUUACAACGGCUGGCAAAAUCAUCAUACAAGGUUGAAGCCAGAGCUACUGAUUUAAUAGACAGGCUGCGCGAAAUACCUAGUCGGGAAGCUCUGGCACUUCGAGCUGAGGUUGCCUCUUUGGCUUCAAAUUUGAAGCGGCAGAGAUCUGUGCUAGACAAACGGAUAAUGAAGAUAUCUGAGUUAGGGAUUUCGGUGUGA